GCGUGCGGCGAAUGCUUUUGCCUUUGCUGCCAUUUUUAGUACAACAAAACAGUGUCAUGGAAUCCACGCAUUGGAGCAUGCUGCGAUUCUCGGACUGAAAGAUGCCCGUUGAGUGAGUGCAGAAGUCGCAAAGUGCGGAGAAUAGCUUCCUUGAGUGACUGAGAAGGAUUGGGAAGAGCCAGAAUGGAUGCUGGCAUGCUGAAGGAGCUGGAAACGGCUGCCCAACUGGUGAUGGAUCCCCAGUUGGGCACGCAGGAGCAACGAAAGGCGGCCGAGGCGUUGAUAAUGAACUUCCGGAAGAUGAAGAAUCCCUAUGAGAUGUGUCGCCACAUUCUGGAGACGUCCACUGUGGAUUUGGUGCUGUUCGAGGCGGCGGAUCUGCUGAAGACGGCGCUGGUGUACGAGUGGGAGUUCCUGCAGGAGCAGGAUCGCGCGGCGAUGAGGCAGUAUCUGUUCAACUACGUCAUGAGCAGGGAGAUGAAGCCCUUCGUGCGGGAGAGAAUCCUGCUCGUGGUGGCGAUCAUGAUCAAGAGGACGAGCAUCGCGGACUUUGGGGCGGAGCGCACGGCGAUCCUGGCGGAGUUCCAGCAGAUCUUCACUGAGGGCGAUGCCAAGCAGCAAUAUCUCGUGUGCCGCAUGCUGAUGGCCAUGAUGCAGGAGUACAUGACGACUAUCAAGUCGGAUGACUCGGGCCUGACGUUCGAGGAUCACUUCAGGGCGAAGAAGCAGUUCGAGAACACGUCGCUGCAGAAAGUCUUCCUGGUGAUUCUGAAGGCGCUGGAGAAGCUGAAUGAGAACUUCGAUGGUGGGAGUGGCGUGCAGGUGCUGUGCCUUGAGUUCCUCUCCAUCAUGGAGAUCAUCCUGUCCUGGGGUUACAUCACUGCCUCGCCGAUCUUCUCCAAGCGCCUCAUUGGGCUCUUCGAGAUGGCCUUCAAGAUCGAGCAGACGCCCUCGCUGCGCCUCAAUCUGCAGUGGGAGGAGACAAUGCUGGAGCCGAGCGUGGUGAAGUUGUUCUUCGACAUCUACUGGAAGUGUCGCUCGUGCCAGGAUCUGCAGGGCAAGGCGGCGAAUUGUCUGGUGCAGCUGGCGACACUCAAUGGCCCCAUCAUGGGCAAGAAGGAGAACAAGGUGAAGUACGUGAUCAACUACUUCACCAACUACCUCCAGCUGAUGUCCAGCAUUGAGCUGAAGCGCGAGGAGUGCAUCCCACUCACUGCCAUCUGUCGCAAGGUGUUGUUCUACAACCAUAAGCCCGGACUGGAGGAGUUUCCGCAGGAUCUCGUGGCGGCUGUCCUGCAGCGCAUGUUCCAGCUCACGUGCACGGUGGCCGAGCGGACGGUGCAGGAGGACUUGAUGGCGUGCGAGGAAGGCGACGCAGUGUAUGCCGAGGGUUUCACGAAUCUCCUCGAAGCCUGGCUCACGAUUCUGCAUGGCAAGGAGUCUCUGCCGAAUGGCGUGCUUACGCCGUAUCUCAUGGAGAUCUUCAAUAAGUAUCUGCAGUGUCACUUGUCGCCGCCGGACGGCGUGCGGCCGCUGGUGGAGGCGGACUUUAGCGAGGUGUACGAGCAUGACACGCCCGACAGGGAGAAGUACAGGGAGCAGUUGAUCAUCAUUGGGACAUUCGGCCGGGAAUUCCCACAGCACUCGCUGCCUGUGCUGGCGAAACUCCUCGAGGCGAAGGUUCACAUGUUGCGCGAGCAAUUGCAGCAGAUGCACAGCAAUAUGGCGAAUGUGGACGCCACUCGGCUGUCGCCGGUGUUUGAGGAUCUGCACUGGCUGCUGCUCAUCACCGGUUAUGUGCUGUGCACGGAGGCCGAGGGCGAGCAGUCGCUCAUUCCGUCUGAGAUCAUGGCGCACAGCAUACAGCAAGUGACGACUGGCGGAGCGGACAUAACGACGAGUCUCAAAGUCCUGGCCUCGCCAGCUUCUAGCAUCUUCGAGAUUCCCACCGCCGAACAGACGGCAGAUCAUGUGAUCCGGAUUGUGGCCGCUGUGUUGAGGUACUGUGAGAUUGAGCAGAGCGCCAUUGAGGCGAAGAUGACACACUUGCUGAGCCCCGAAGUGAGCGCCAGCACGGUGUGGUUCCUCCGGUUCUGGGCCAAUUCCUACCUUCUGCCGCAGCCGGAGUGCUAUGCCAACAUGAGCGAGAGCCUGAAGGCCGCCUUCGGGCUGAACACGCCCGGUGGAGAGUGGACGAUGAACUACUUGCUGAAGAAGAUCUACGUGAAUGUGCAGAGUUUCACUGGUGAGCUGGGCGUGAUUGAUGAUUCCAUCAAGCUGCUGGUGUCGCUGGUGAGGCGGAAUCACAAGUGCGAGGUGGCUUUCAAGGCGGAGUACUUCAAGUCUGUGCUGGAGCUGAAAAAUUUGCCGCUGCCGGUGCAGAUCAAGAGUGGUUUGCUCAUGAGUCUCAUCGUCACGGCGUCGUGCAUUCAGGAGAAGCCGCUGCGAGAGCAGUACUUGCGCGAGUUGAUUCAGCCAAUUUGCGCCAGAUUCGCCGAAAUCACCACCGCAGAAACGAAGAACAAUCCACUGUUCGUGCAGAAGAUCCUGUACAGUCUGAAUGAGGUGAAGGCGUGCUUCGAGGGUGGCGCAAUGGCCACAAUGCCAUUUGUCUUCGAGAGUUUCGAGCCUGUUCUCACGGCGCUGGUGAAUCUGCUGGAUUAUCUCCACAAUUCUGUGCAGGUUGUGGAAAUUGUACUGGAGUUGCUCUGCAAAGUUGUCCAGGCGACGUUCUUCCUCAAUCCCGAGGACACACAGAAAAUCUACGAGGUGUGCAUGGGUGUGCUGCAAGUGUAUGUGAAGCACAACAGCAAUCGCUUCAGUCUGGACGUGACGAGUGAUGAGGACAAUCUGCAGGAUUUGCUGCUGCUGCUGAAGCUGAUGAACUACUUGCUGUCGAAGAACUUCUUCGAACUCACAGAUUCAGCCAAUACCAUCGAUAGUUCUGAGUUUGUCAUCUACGGACUCACGUUCCUCAUGCCAAUGAUCACCACGGAUUUGCUCAAGUAUCCCAACUUCUGUAUGCAAUUCUACCAGACCAUCAGGUUCUUCGUGGAGACCAAAUCGCACAAGGUUUGCACUCUCCAUCCGGACUUACUGACGAAGCUGAUGGCGUCAAUUGAGAUGGGCUUGACGUCCUUCGGGUCAGAGGUGCAAUCCUACUGUCUGGACUUCCUACAGAUCCUGGCCAACACUGUGUACUUCGAUCAGAAUCCCGAGUCCUUCAUGUACACAGCGCUGAUGCCGUUCCUUAAGCUCCUGCUCGAUCUGAUCCUCACGCAGCAAGUGGACUCGGUGAACAAGACGGAGUGCAGCAAGGCGCUGUUCUCACUCAUUUGCUGCUAUAAGGAGAAAUUCGUGGAGCUGGUGAGCAGUAUUCUGCAGUCGCAGACGAAUCCUGUGCACGCGGGAAAGCUGUCGGCGGAAUUCCGCGAGUUGACCAAUAAUGUUGAUCUGGUGAACAAUCGCUUCUCGCAAUUUCGCUUCACGGAGAGAUUCGAUAAGUUCCUCGUCAACAUUGGCUUCAUGUAUUCAAAUUGAGUUGCUGAUUUUGCAUUUCAACAUAAUUCAGCAGACAAAACAUCUCAAUCGUCCUCUUUUUUUCUAUAUUAUAGAUGAAAAAUAUAAUAAUUGAUUUUGUGAAGAUGCUUUAUGAAAAUAAGAUAAAUCGAUGAGAAAAAUCAAAUGCUGUUUUUCACAUCAAUUGAGAACACCUUGAACGACUGCUCUUGUGCUCUUUUGGGCUGUUCUUCAAUGAGACAAUGUGUGAUAUCAGUUCACUAGA
Phlebotomus argentipes is the source of this 3784-nucleotide messenger RNA. RefSeq names its product exportin-4-like. Gene Ontology annotation, cellular component: nuclear pore; cytoplasm. The coding region runs from base 184 to 3540 and encodes 1118 amino acids. Gene Ontology annotation, biological process: protein export from nucleus. The transcript is spliced from 3 exons. Gene Ontology annotation, molecular function: nuclear export signal receptor activity; small GTPase binding. Lineage: Eukaryota; Metazoa; Arthropoda; Insecta; Diptera; Psychodidae. The record is from RefSeq and is a predicted model, not a curated record.